CCCAGCAGCAGUAUCAGUGAGGAGCUCUAUGGGUUAUUGCCUAGGAACCUUCUAUCCCUGCAUUUCCAGUGAAGAGGACUGAGAGCAGCUCACUACUUCAUCAUGGCUUGUGUGUGUGUGUGGGGGGACACCCUCUGGAUUACCCCCUUAUUGUAACCUGUGGCUUCUUCUAAGAGUUUGGAUACUUAAUGGAGCAAUUGAUUCCUUGUUUCUAUUGAUGUGCAAUGACUGUGACAUCCUCUGCCAGGGACAUCUAUACAGGAGCUUUGUAAGUUCCAGCACUGGAUCCACUUAUGUGUAAAGAGAAGUUGGACAUAAUGAUCCUCACACAAAUAGAGGCAAAGGAAGCAUGUGAUUGGCUGCGGGCGGCAGGGUUUCCUCAGUAUGCACAAUUAUAUGAAGAUCUACUGUUUCCCAUUGAGAUCUCUGCUGUAAAGAAGGACCAUGAUUUCUUGGAUAGAGAUGCAAUUGAAGCCUUAUGCAGGCGAUUGAAUACGCUAAAUAAAUGUGCGGUGAUGAAGCUGGAAAUCAGUCCAAAUCGAAAGAAGAGUGAAGAUUCAGAUGAAGAUGAACCUUGUGCAAUCAGUGGUAAAUGGACGUUCCAAAGGGACAGUAAGAGAUGGUCCAGAUUGGAAGAAUUUGAUGUGUUUCAAGGACAUAAACUGGCACUUGGUGAUAAUCAUCAGCUGGGAAAUGCUAUCAGCCAGGAUAGCAUCCUUACAGACCUGAGCGAGCACCAAGAAGUUUCAUCUAUCCACAGUACCAGCAGUGACAGUCAGAGAGCACAUGUUCCCAGCGAGGCAGGCACUACAAGAACAAACUCCGUUAACAGUGUUUGUUCAUCUGGAAACUUUUUUGCGAAUGAUGACUCUUUUGGUAGCCUUCCAUCUCCUAAGGAGCUUUCCAAUUUUAACUUCAACAUCAAGGCCAAUGACAAAUCAAGGUCUAGAACUAAAAGCCUUCUGAAAAGAAUGGAAAGUUUAAAGAUCAAAACUUCUCACAGCAAAAAGAAAUCACAGUCCAAAACCGGCUUGACAAUCAGCGAACCUAUCUUACAAGAAGGGGUGGAUGAUGAUAAGCUAAAGCAACUGAACUGUGUGGAAAUAACUUCCCUGAAUGGAAACCAUAUUAAUGCCCCCAAAGUGCGCAAGAGGAGCAUAUCCAACUCCACGCAGACCAGCAGCAGUAGUAGUCAGUCAGAAACAAGCAGCGCAGUCAGCACACCGAGUCCAGUUACAAGAACACGUAGCUUAAGUGCUUGUCACAAGAGAGUUGGAAUGUACUUAGAAGGGUUUGACCCCUUCAACCAGUCAACCUUUAGUGAUGUUCUUGAACAAAACUAUAAGAACCAGAGGAAUUUUGGUGAUGAUGCUGUGUUUUUUAUCCCCGAGGACCACAAGCCUGGAACAUUUCCAAAAGCACUUUCAAAUGGUAACUUGUCCCCUACAGACAGUACUUCCUCUGUGAGCUGGAGAAAUGGGAGUUUUCAUGGACAUAACCACCUCAACUUCACAAGAGAAAACAGCAUAAGCAGCGUCAACAGCUGCAAAAGUUCUUUCAGUGGUAGGAGACGCACUUCUUGUUGUUCUGAAGGAAGCCGCUUGAGUAUCUAUGACAAUGUACCCGGCACAUUUCUGUACUCUAGUAAUGGGGACUUGGAAGAUCUGGAACAUGAAGACAUUUUCCCAGAACUGGAUGACAUCUUGUACCACGUCAAGGGGAUGCAGAGAAUUGUAAAUCAGUGGACAGAGAAAUUUUAUGAUGAGGGAGAUUCCGAUUCAGCGCUAGACUCUGUGUCCCCUUGUCCUUCUUCUCCCAAACAGAUACACUUAGAUAUUGACAAUGACUGCAGUGCUCUUAGUGAUUUGGAUAGCACAGGGAACUCAUUGAAUGAGUGUGAGGAGACCACGGUUAUCCAAGGAAGAAGAGACUCUGGAGUAGGCGCAUCCUUGACAAGAUCCAAUAGGCAUCGGUUCAGAUGGCACAGCUUUCAGAGUUCUCACCGGCCCAGCUUACGGUCUGCCUCACUUCAAAUCAACUGCCAGUCGGUGACUCAGAUUAACCUGCUGCAGAAAUAUUCACUUUUAAAGUUGACAGCUCUCCUGGAGAAGUACACCCCAUCCAACAAACAUGGAUUCAGCUGGGCUGUGCCAAAGUUUAUGAAGCGUGUUAAAGUUCCAGAUUACAGGGACAAGAACGUAUUUGGCGUUCCUCUAACCGUUAAUAUCCAGAGAUCAGGACAGCCGCUGCCACAGAAUGUACAGCAAGCCAUGCGAUAUCUGCGCAGUCAGUGCCUGGAUCAGGUGGGAUUGUUCAGAAAGUCAGGAGUCAAGUCCAGAAUCCUGGCACUGCGGGAAAUAUGCGAGAACAGUUCUGAUGCACUGAUGUAUGAGGGACAAUCUGCUUAUGAUGUUGCUGAUAUGUUGAAGCAGUAUUUUAGGGACCUGCCAGAGCCGCUUCUCACAAACAAGCUCUCAGAAACAUGCCUUCAGAUUUACCAAUAUGUUCCAAAGGACCAGCGUCUCCAAGCAAUAAAAGCUGCCAUUAUGCUUCUGCCUGACGAAAACCGAGAGGUUCUCCAGACUCUCUUAUACUUUCUGAGUGAUGUAGCUGCAGCUGUGGAUGAAAAUCAGAUGACACCAACCAACCUGGCUGUCUGUUUGGCACCUUCAUUAUUCCACCUAAACACCUUAAAGAGAGAAAACUCCUCUCCAAGAGUAAUGCAGAGAAAGCAAAGCUUGGGAAAACCUGAUCAGAAAGAUUUGAAUGAAAACCUUGCUGCCACCCAAGGCUUGGCACAUAUGAUCGCUGAAUGCAAAAAACUCUUCCAGAUCCCUGAGGAAAUGAGUAAAUGUCGCAAUUCGUAUAUGGAACAAGAUUUGAGGCCUGUGUGCCUGGAGGAGUUGGUCAUUGGCAAUGCUGAGGGCCAGUGUGAUUAUCAGUCGUACCUUCAAGAGGGUAUUGACAAUUUACUAAAGGAGGCCAAGGACAAGUUUAAAGGCUGGGUCAGCUGCUCCACGUCUGAGCAGGCCGAUCUUGCAUACAAAAAAAUUCCAGAUGGCCCUCCACUCCGACUAUGGAAAAGCACUAUAGAGAUUCCAGCCCAGCCAGAAACUGUUCUUCAGCGUCUUCUAAAAGAGCAGCACAUGUGGGAUGAAGAUCUCCUGGAUUCAAAAGUUAUUGAGACAUUAGAUGAACAAACUGAUAUUUAUCAGUAUGUCCAAAACAGCAUGGCUCCACAUCCGCCUCGAGACUUUGUUGUCUUAAGAUCCUGGAGAACAAAUUUGCCCAAAGGAGUCUGUGCUCUUCAGACCACAUCUGUUGAACGAGACCAAGCUCCUUUACUUGGUGUGAGAGUCAAUGUGCUUUUAUCCAAAUACCUCAUUGAGCCUUGUGGCACAGGAAAAUCCAAGCUUACCUACCUGUGCAGAGCAGAUAUGAGGGGCCGUACGCCAGAAUGGUACAAUAAAGUUUUUGGACAGUUGUGUGCAGCUGAAGUUGUUAGGAUUCGAGACUCUUUCACCAACCCACAAUCUGAAAGCAAUAAUGGAAAAUCAAGGUGACAUAUCUAGGAAAUGUAACCCAGAGCUUGGAGUAAACCAUUCAUCCGUAGGAUCGGUAGGGUCAAAUGAAGACCAACACCCCAUUUGUUGGACCUUUUGUAUGUAGUGCUGUUAUUCAGGACUGGUUAUAUGCAAGAUUUGAAGCUGCUUUUCAUCCAUAUGGUGCUUGAUGCCCUGGACUGGAAUUACUCGUCCUAUAGACUCUCGACUUUUAUCUUCAUAUAUGUUUUAUUACAUAUCAAAUGAAUUGGCUUCUGAGAAGCAAGAAUAUUUUAUUGGAAAGAUGUAUUGUACAGAAUUAUAUAUAUAUAUAUAUAUAUAUAUAU
Messenger RNA from Hyla sarda, 3889 nucleotides. RefSeq names its product rho GTPase-activating protein 7-like. Lineage: Eukaryota; Metazoa; Chordata; Amphibia; Anura; Hylidae. Gene Ontology annotation, molecular function: protein binding; lipid binding; GTPase activator activity. Gene Ontology annotation, biological process: signal transduction; actin cytoskeleton organization; regulation of Rho protein signal transduction. The coding region runs from base 294 to 3563 and encodes 1089 amino acids. Gene Ontology annotation, cellular component: focal adhesion; membrane raft. The record is from RefSeq and is a predicted model, not a curated record. The transcript has 14 exons.